Messenger RNA from Aspergillus mulundensis, 4413 nucleotides. RefSeq names its product MYB and HSA domain protein (gene eaf1). The record is from RefSeq and is a predicted model, not a curated record. Lineage: Eukaryota; Fungi; Ascomycota; Eurotiomycetes; Eurotiales; Aspergillaceae. The transcript is spliced from 5 exons. Bases 1 to 4413 code for a protein of 1470 amino acids.
AUGCUCCGGGAAGAGCUUCUUCGGUCUAAGCAAGAUGAGAUCGCACGUUGUUUGUUGUCGCGGAAGCGCAAAUUGAGCGAGCUCUACUUUGCGACCGUAGGCUACGCGGGCGCGACCGACACUUUCGCCGACUCCGCGUAUCAGGAAAAGGAGCAGACCUUUCUCGAUGCCAACGAUAUCACAAAAGGUCGUUGGUUCAACGAAGCCACGCUCCCGCCCCUACCCAGUUAUCCUGAGCCGCCGGUGCGCGAGACAAAAGCAGCCCCAUUACUUGUACCCGCGUCAAUCCCAGCGACUUUCAAUGUUGUUCCGGCUAGCCCGCUCUCGCGAGGGGAGGCUCCUGUGCAUGAAGCUGCUUCGCAAGGAGCUCCUGGGCUUGAAGCACAGAAAGCCACAGCGCCGCAGUUAGCAGAGGAGCAGCUGUCUCGCCACGGCACACAACCGCAUGACAGCAAACCUUUACUUCUACUCGCCCCCGGAGCAUCUGAAGGCUCACAAAAGCUUGAUGGACUUGCUGCGAAGGCAAACCUGCAACAUGGUCAAAAAAGCAUCUCUUUGCCGGAAACUCCUCGCAGCUCCCAGGACUCUAUCGACGGCAUACCACGUGCAGAUCAAACAGACACUGUUAAAGCCGUCUCACCACGCGAGUCAGCCAUCUCCACGCCGAAGCCCCAUCAUGAUCUGCACGAAUCUCCGCUUCCAGGUCGCCCCAUCCAUGUCACCGAACAACCCUUAUCCCCCGUCUCGUCCGCCGGGCCAUAUUCAAAUAACACACCCGCUCCAACUGCUGGAUCGCCAGCCACAAGCGCUACUGAGGAAGCGGCGGAGCCGGCCGAGAAACUUCCUACUCCAAAACCAACAGCGACUGUCCAAGAACAAUCAACUUUUGUUCCGACCACCCCAGAUGAGCAGCUUCGCUUCGAGGAGGCGCAGUCUCUCCAACAAAAUGCUCUCCUGGCGAGCCAAGUCAAAGACGGCGCUGGCGCCGGGCCAUUGGCAAAUCAGGUUAUCUCAAAGGAUCUGCCGUCGACUUCCACGGCGACGAAGGCCACAGAAGAUGCACUAGAAUUCGCUCCGGAAGGAACCCUACCGGAUACCGAGAAAGCAGUCUCGACUAGUGAUGCUACAGCAGAGCCCAAAGCUCAGGCACAGCCAACACCGGUCCAAGAUGUAAGUCAAGCAGAGGUUUCCGCCAAGGAGGCAGCGCCAGCUCCUCAGGCGACCAAGAAAGCAAGUCCACCCGUCCAUCCGACACCUCCAAUCGAGAGAAUGACAACCAGAGUAUCCUCCGGGGCAAUCCGUCACAAGACUGUGUCAGAGAUUUUGGGCGAAGCGCCGAAAACACCAGUUUCCCCGGUUGAAAAGCCACAAGCGGCCGAGAAACCUACUGAUCUGUCACGAGCUGGUAUCGGUAACUAUGCGGACUCUGCAAAGCUACGCCUGAAAGAUAGAAAAGCGCGCGAGAAGGAGAGAAGCAAACGUUCGACUGUUGUCUUUCCAAAACAGCAGCAACAGGAUAAAGGUGCCACUAUGGAUCUUGUCCGCCAACAAUCCGGCGAUCUGGUGAAAAUAAAUGAAGAGCAAGACUAUCUCUUUACUUUAUUCCAGAAUAAGGCCUACGCUCCACCCCGGAGUACUACUCUGUCUGCGUUGCUCUCCUCGGCACAUAAAACUUUAUCGACGAAUAACCAUCUUCUAGACUAUCAGGAACAGAUGGAUUGUCGUAUUUUACGCCGCAUAUAUGAUCUUCAGCAUGCCAACAGAUGGCCUCUGCGUCAGUUGAAACGCUCUGCUGAACCACCUCGGCAGGGGUCUCAUUGGGAUGUCCUUCUAGACCAUAUGAAAUGGAUGCGGACAGAUUUUCGGGAAGAACGUAAGUGGAAGCUUGCUGCAGCGAAGAGUUGUGCGGAUUGGUGUGCCGAGUAUAUUCACAGUGAUCCCGAAUCGCGGUCGAUGUUGCGCGUCGAAGUCAGGAUACCACCAAGAGAAUCCCAAAGGAAGAACGAACCACAAGCCACUGCAAUGGUUUCCCCUGCAGCGGAUUUGGGGAACGACGCCAUGGAAAUUUCUCACCCUACGCCAGAUUUGGUGCCUUCGAAUGAAGAAGAAGAUUCGGUCAGUGAAGGGUUCGUUGAUGAACCACGACAUGAUAUACAUGACACUGUUGCUCCAGCAGCCAUUUUCUCCUUGGGUUCUGAUGAGUUCACGUUCUCCUUGGACAUGACGCCGGCGGCGCAAAAACUUCUGGAUGAAUUACCUAUUUACACACCUGUUCAGAUUGCUCCAGAUACACAUCUUCCAACUUUCAAAGAGCCUCCAGAUAGGUCGUGGAAGACUGAGAUUCUUCCCGUUUCCAAGUAUGCUCGCGGGAAGAUUGUGUUCCAUGAGAAUGAACCAGCCAGAAAACGCAGCCGCUAUGACUAUUCGCAAUACGACUCUGGCUCUGAGCAUCCUGUCCGGGAUCUUCCGCCCGAACAGACAAACGUUGCCCUAUUUCAGCCGGAGAACAGGCAUAUUCGCGAUCGCAUUCAUCCAGCCCAACCUUUUAGACCACCCACCGAGUAUCCCAUGCCCUCUCUCGGCUUUCUGGAAUCAAGACAAUCGUCUCAGUGGACUUACGCCGAAGACGAAGAACUUCGCAGCCUUGUCGAGGAGUAUUCGUAUAACUGGUCGCUGAUAUCUAGCUGUCUUACUCCACCAUCCCAGUUCACGUCCGGCGCGGAGAGGCGAACACCUUGGGAAUGCUUUGAGCGCUGGGCAGGAAUAGAAGGCUUACCUUCUGACAUGUCUAAAACACCGUAUUUCAGGGCUUAUCACCAACGGAUUGACACUGCCCAGCGUAAUGUUAUGGCACAACAGGCUGCUGCUCAGCAGCAGCAGCAACAACAACAGCAGCAGGGCAAUGGCGGCGGUAGUCAGCCGCCCAUGCCUUUGAUCCGCAGGAGAGGUACACAGCCUAUCCGGGUUGACCGUCGGAGGUCUUCCAAGCACUUGGCGCUCCUCGACGCUAUGAGGAAGCUCGCCAAGAAACGGGAGACUAUACUGCAAAAGCAGCAACAUGCUUCACAGCUCGCUUCGCUGAGAAAGGCCAACGAGGCUAACCAGCCGAAGCCUCCGAUAUCAUCCCCCGCGGAGUUCAGCCGUCUGAAGCAUGAACGUGAACUCAAACUUCAAGAGAGACAGGAGCAAUACCGCCAGCAAAUGAUUGCUCAACAGAGGGCGAGCCUAGCGGCCCGUGCUGGUCAAAUGCCCAACCAGCAGCAAAUGAUGAAUGCUCCUGGGCGAGCGCCCAACCCGAUGCCUCAUAACUCUAACGCUCCUUCUGUCGCGACCAAUACUCCGAAUGGUCUACCAAACGGAAUGCCGAAUCCAUUGGCUAAUAUGCCGAAUGGGGUACCACAAGGUGUUGGCGUCAAUCAGGCUAGACCUCAUGUUCAGGGAAUGCAGGGAAAUGGUGGGGUGGUGAAUAAUCAGAUGCCUCCUAACCCCAUGGCUAUGAAAAUGAUGCCACAGACUGGGAUGCAGCAAAACAACGGCGCCCGUCCCAACAUGCCAAUGCAAGCGUCCCCGGAUAAUGCUCGGGUGAUCCGAGAGGCCAAUCGCCUCCAAGAGCAACAGCGGCUCCUACAAUCCAGACAGCAGCCUCCCCAGCAUUCACUCCAGCAGCAACAAGCACCGCAACAGCAGAACCAGCAGCAACAAUUGUCCCAGCAGCCCCAGCAAGCCCAGCAACAGUUCCACGCCCAGCCCCAGUUUGUGUCCCAAGGAUCCAACUCUCCCAACCUGAACAUGCCCACUGUGAACGGUACUCCAAACAACCAAGCCAUGAUGGCAGCUCUCCAGGCGGGAGGCGGAAUGCAAAGUCCACCCUUCCAUAACACUACAACCCAAGGCGUUUCUACACCUUCCCCGCGCAUGGGCCAACCGAACACCCAUUCAGGUGGAGCUGUGCCGACAACCAUCAGCGCGAUCCAGAACCAGAUCCAAAAGGGCAAUCCAAACAUGCCAAUAGAGCAAGUCAGACAACUAGCCACGGAACAACUCCAUCGGUACUCGCAGCAACAGCGAAUGUCCCAGGUUGCCAUGAACGCAGCGGCGGGUAAUCUUGGCGUGCAGCCCAAUUAUCAAAUCCCUCAUGAUGGUAAUUUCCAACCAGCUCAAGCAGGCAUGAACGGCACUCCGAACAUGCAGGUUCCACAGGCCCAGGGAUUUUCUCCCAUGAUGCGAGUCUCUCAACCUGCUCAGCAAAACCGAGUGGGAACUGGGAGUUCCCCUGCGAUGGGUGUAGCUGUGCCUCAACAGAGUCGAAGCGCGACUCCGCAAACUCAACGCAGUGGCAGCAUUCAGACAGGUCCCAUUCCAGGCGCGAGCAAGAGCCCAAACCAUCCUCAAACUCAAACUAUGGGUGCAUAA